Drosophila elegans is the source of this 1451-nucleotide messenger RNA. Its product is annotated as probable serine hydrolase. Bases 91 to 1131 code for a protein of 346 amino acids. The transcript is spliced from 2 exons. Lineage: Eukaryota; Metazoa; Arthropoda; Insecta; Diptera; Drosophilidae. The record is from RefSeq and is a predicted model, not a curated record.
UAUAAACAUAAGAUAGUACUGGACGAGACACCACAAUUGCUGGAUCAAGUCUAAAAGUGGUCGGCGGGCAAAGUUCAAAGGGCCGUCGGGAUGGGAACCUUGUCAUUGAGCGAUUUCAAGGAGGUGAGAAUCCCAGCACCUUGGGGUCACAUCGCAGGUCGAUGGUAUGGUAACCGUACAGAGCGACCUAUUCUGGCAAUCCACGGAUGGCUGGACAAUCUGGGCACCUUUGAUCGCCUGAUUCCCCUGCUGCCGGAUUAUAUAGGAGUACUUUGCAUAGAUCUUCCCGGACAUGGAAGAUCGUCUCGCCUUCAGCCGGGUCUGCACUACAAUAUGUACGAUUUAAUUUACAUUAUUCCCCGGGUAAUGAAGGAGUACGGCUGGACAAAGGUCUCGCUGAUGGGUCACUCUUUGGGUGGCAUCUUAAGCUUCUUCUAUACAUCCCUGGCUCCAAACACGGUGGACAUGGUCAUAUCCUUGGAUAUUUUGUUGCCCAAGCCACUGGGAGAUCCCGGAAGGGCCCUUCUCCAGGUGGCCCAGGAAAUGGAUAAGCAUCUGGUGGAAGAGGAUCGGCAGGAGGAGGGCAAUUUGCACGAACCGCCCUCCUACACUCUCGCCCAGUUGACCAAAGUCCUGGCCAAAGGAAGCUACAAUUCUGUGACCCCCGAGUUUGCCAAACACCUGCUCCACCGCCAGGUGAAAAAUUCUCAACUUUACCCGGACAGAUUCUAUUUCUCCAGAGAUGGACGUGUCAAAUACUAUAACUCCAUGGCUCUAGAAAGCGGACUUGCAGCAGAAAUGGCCAGAAGGAUCCGAAGAAAGCCCUACUUGAUCAUUAAAGGAUCAAAGUCAGCAUAUGUGGGAAUUGAGUGUGAGGAGCCCAUGUCCAUUCUGCGUGAAAACAAUCCGCACUUUCAGUUCUAUGAGGUUGAAGGCGGUACCCAUCAUGUCCAUCUGCAUGCCGCCGAGGAGUGCGCCCGUUACAUAGUGCCCUUCAUCAGGCAUCAUCGACCUCCAAACUUGACUUCUUGGUCACUAACUGGAAAAGAGCAGCAACUUAGCUCGAAAGAAAAACGCAGGGUUCUGGAGAGAUUUUUUGAAAGAAGUAAAAACAAACGCAGCAAACUGUAAGAUACACUAAAUACUAAAGGGAUUACCUAUAUAAAUAUUGAUGUUUGUCCAUAAAAUCACUGUUUGAUCUCUUUAAAUAGUUUGGUUUCACUCUUAAUAGUUGAAAUUUUUAAGCAAAGCUAAAUACUUUAUAAAACAAUUUUUUUUUAAUCUUUAAAUUACACCGUGGCCCACGAAGAAAACCUAUAAAAAUACAGGAUUGAUAUUUUUCAAAUAUUUUUUAUUGAAUAGUCCAUUAAUCCGUUUCAGUUAUGGAAGACCACUUUAAACAACUUUUUUUUGCUGCUUUUGAAGGAAAUAAAAUUGCCAAAUAAAAUUUA